Messenger RNA from Blastomyces gilchristii SLH14081, 2336 nucleotides. RefSeq names its product HVA22 domain membrane protein. The coding region runs from base 376 to 1401 and encodes 341 amino acids. NCBI's taxonomy places the organism in Eukaryota, Fungi, Ascomycota, Eurotiomycetes, Onygenales, Ajellomycetaceae. The record is from RefSeq and is a predicted model, not a curated record. The transcript has 3 exons.
AAAGCCCCAGCCCCCCCCCCAGCCAGAUCCAUCCCCCGCUGCCCAUCACAUCACACAUUCCCUCGCUGCCAGCGAUUAUUACUCGCGAUAGUUCUGGAGAAACAGGGUGGUUAAGGGACACAUCCGGUGAUCUAGCAGCUGUCUUUGCAGUGGGUCUCGAUUAUUAUUCUGGCCUUGACUCUGCCGCUCUUGCAAACUACACAGCCUUCCGCUUCUGCACUUCCGCCCCGCUUGUCUUUUUCUAGGGCUCUACGGAGUAUAUAUAUUCCCAUUGAAGCAAGAUCUGGGAUCCUAUAUAUUUUCUUUUUUUUCUUUUCUUUUUUCCCCUUUUCUUUUUCUGUUUUAAUCCUAGACCGGUUGGCCAAUCUGCCUACAAUGUUUGGCAUCAUUGCGGAUUUACUAUCCUCCGCGCUCACCAUCCUCUUCCCUAUCUUCGCAUCUUACAAAGCACUCCGAACCUCCGACCCUUCCCAAUUGGCACCAUGGCUUAUGUAUUGGGUUGUAAUGUCUAUAGUGUUGCUGGUUGAAUCCUGGACAUAUUUCAUCGUCAGAUGGUUCCCAUUUUACAGCUGGAUCCGCCUCUUCGCCCUCUCCUACCUCGUCCUCCCGCAAACCCAAGGCGCCAAGCUGCUCUACCAGCAAUACAUCGACCCCUUCCUCCUCCUCUACGAGCGUGAAAUCGAACAAUUCAUCAGCCAAGCACACGACAGCGCCAAAUCCGCCGGCCUCGAGUACCUCUACAAAGCCAUCGACUUCAUUCGCGAAAAGGUCCUCGGCCUGCCCACCACCGCCCCUCCUCCCCCGCAACCACCGCCGGCAGCCGGAGCAGCGGGUUUCGCCCAAUCCUUACUAUCCCGCUUCACCAUCCCUGGCGCCGCGGGUGCCGCAUCCUCACUUGCCGGCCCCGCUGCGGAUCUGUACUCCCUGCUGGCCACCGCUGUGGGGUCAGCAGCCACCUCGGGGAAAACCAGAGACAUGCAGGCUGAGGAGCUUAGCGCCAGCGGCAAGCUGAUUCCUGAUAGCAUUGCCACGGCGUCGAAGGCGGAGCAGGCGGAGUAUAUCGCGUCGCAGAAGGAGCGGCUUGGGGUCCUUUUAUCGGCGUUUGAUCGCGAGCAGCGGAACCUGCGGCUGGAUCCGAGGGGUGUCGGGGUUAGUAGUGAUCAGGAUGAUUUGGCGUAUGGGAGUAGUGGGUAUGAUGAGUAUGAGCGGGGAGCGGGGCUGAGGAAGAAUCGGAGUGAUGUUUCGUUUGAGAAUAUUGAGCAUGAGGAGUUUUUGGCGGGGGGCAGGGAGGGGAGGCAUCAUUCGCGCAGCCCACACCGGAGGAAGGGGGGGGAUGAUGUGGCGGAUUUUGCGAGGAGGUCUGUGGAGGAGAUUGCGAGGGCUUCGGGCGUUUAUCGGUAGAGAGGGUUAUCGGCUUUUCGUAUCUAGUGCGGAUUUUCUUAUUCCCUGUUUUAAUGCUUCCCUUGUUCUUAUUUUUUAACUUUUAUGGUGUUUGCUGUCAUCCCUUGUGUUGCCGGUGGCGCAUAUAUACGUACAUGUCUUGUCCACAUGUACUAGAAAUCAAAGAUCGCAUAUCAUGAAUUCAUGAGUUGAUAUACCCUUUCGAUUAUAUUCAUCGCCCCAAUGGCGGUUGUUUCCUCGCACACGACCCGACCCAGGGGACCAAAGGCGCGAACGCAGAUAAAUCCACAAUGCUAUUAUCAGACAUGGCUGCCCCUGAUAUAUCUAGCUGGGUAGACUUGGACUUACCCAGCACACACACUUCAAAGAUACCUACCUACCUACCUACCUACCUCGGCGAUUUUACAGCAAUACUAUAUAGCUGAUCAUACGGGAAGAUGGUGGAGCAUAGAGGUUGUAUGCGAGGCAAGCCAUAGCGUGUAUGUGUGUGUGUGAAUCUCUAGAGCUCUCAGCUCCUUCCUUUAUCUCCCCUUCUCACCCCGAUAUUGUUUCCCCGUCUCUAAGACGGUCUCUUUUGAUUCUGCAGUGAAGGGAAUACGCCGAAUAUAUAUAUAUUUUCCAUAUCUUAUACGAUGAACAGGGAAGUAUAGUUAUUUACUAUAUCUAUCAAAGUACCCGCCGGUGCGCACGUCUACAUCCCAUACAGUCGCCAUCCCCCGCCCCCCGCCGCCCUCCCCCCAAACGCUCUACAUAUGCGUUUACGGGAGGAAUCACAAUCACAUUCUCUACCCCUUCAUUGAAUUCCAGCAUCUUUUGUACUUUUUGUUUUUUGAAAGGUGCGUACAGUGAAUUAUGUCCCUGUGGAUUAGAACUUCGAGACAUUUCAUCCAGUGAAUAUGAAACACGAACAUGAACAUACCUUCUUCCAUCUCGUA